Clunio marinus is the source of this 14127-nucleotide messenger RNA. NCBI's taxonomy places the organism in Eukaryota, Metazoa, Arthropoda, Insecta, Diptera, Chironomidae. The record is from the annotation of a GenBank genome assembly.
GAGUAACUUUUUGAAGCCAAAAUUGUCGGCAGUGUUUCAAACAGUGUAAAAAAGUCAUUAGAUACGAAUAAGAGAAUUAUUUAAUUUUUGACGAGUAAUCAAGUGUGUUUUCCAGUGAAAAGCGUAUGAUUUUAAUUAUUAAGACAGCAAAUAUAAAAAGAAGUUGAAAGUUUUCAUGAGAAACCUAGAUAAUGUGUUAAAAACGUGAAAUUGUUGAGUGAAAAAAUUCAUAUAUAUUAUUUUUUUGAUUUCACAUAAUGCUGCGCGAUUUAAUCGCUUGGGUGCUGAACAAUUACUUAGGAAAAUAUGUAGAAAAUCUAAACACAACACAAUUAACCGUCGCCCUUCUAUCCGGUGAAGUUGAACUUGAAAAUCUUCCAUUAAAGAAAGAUGCAUUGAGUCAUUUUGGUUUGCCGAUAAAAGCAUACAGUGGAUCUAUUGGAAAAAUUAAACUACAAAUUCCUGUGAGGCAGUUUCGAAGCGCACCAUGGUGUAUAAGUAUCGAGAAGGUUCAUAUAAUUUGUGGUCCAGUGAAUCUUGAAGAAUGGGAUAACAACGUUGAAGAAUUGUCAGAAUUGCAUUAUAAACAGGCAUACCUGGAAAGUUUGGAGGCUAAAUGGAGAACUCAAAAUGAGGAUAGUUCCUAUUAUGCAAGUUCCUACUCAGGAUGGAUGAAUUAUGGAACAUCUCUUAUAACAAAUAUUGUUGAAAAUUUACAAUUAAACAUAAAAGAUGUUCACAUCAGGUAUGAAGACACGAUAACAAUUCCUGAUCGUCAUUUCUGUUGUGGCAUAUCGAUAGAGUCAUUAACAGCACAGAGUUGUGAUUCUAAUUGGAUUCCUGGCUUCACAGCCAACUGGGCGCAGAAUCAAGCAACAUUCAAAGUAGUUGAUCUUAACUCUCUGAGUUUUUAUUUGGAUCCACUCAAGCCUGAUGAUGCUCUCAGUUCACUCGAGUCAAACGAACUUACCGAAGCAAUAGAAAAGUUGAAAUCAGAAACAAAUCAUGAAUUUAUUAUCAAGCCAGUGUCAGCACAGGCGAAGCUCAAAAGAGAUCGAAGUGAAAUGCCGUUGAGAACAAAAACUCGUCCAAGAUUGAUUUGUGACUUAAUUUGGAACGAAGUUGCACUUUCGCUUAAUGAAUAUCAAUAUGAUUCAUUGGUUAGUGGCAUUCGAGGACUCGACGAUAUCGCCAAAUUCAAAAAGUUUCGACUUCUUCAGCCCAAAGAAUCUGUGAAAGAGAAUCCUAAAGCGUGGUGGAAGUAUGCAGCUCAUUGUCAUGGUUUCUUGCGCCAUCAAGACCCGACAGUUGUUGCCAAGAACAAUUUGAAAUAUAUUAAUAUUUGUAAGCAACUUAUUGUAAAUCCAACUGAAACAAUAACAUUGAGUGACAAGGAAUUUAAGGAGUCAAUUGAAAAGGAACGAAGCAUUGAUGAUCUUCGUGAACUUCGUGAAAUUUGUUUGAUAAUUUCUCCACUUCCAAACCAAAUGAAACCAGGAAAUGUUCAUGGAGGACGUUCGAUGUUACUACAUUGGUUUCCGCAAUGGUGGGGUUGGUAUGGAAGUAAUUCACAACCACCAAGUACAACGGGCAACAACUCUACGCCUCCAAACAUGCCAAAUUUAGAACCUCAAUCAACUUUCGAAGACGAAUUUCUAAACGCUUUGAACGACACAGUUGAGACGAAUUCAAUCCUUAAACGAGAUGCCGUCUUUGGGAAAUUUCAUUUCAUUCUUAAAAAAGGAACAUUUGAUGUGAAUCGUGGAGGCUUUGACAAUGACAUCGUUCAAAUGAUUCAAUUUCAAUUCGAAAAUCUUUUAUUGAAUGUUGAGUCACGUCCACGUUCAGGAUCACAUUUUAUGAAUUUAUCAGUUGGGUCAAUUUUGCUUAAAGAUCAUUUGACAGUCAACACUGAAUUUCCUGACAUUAUCAAACCUCAAUCGAAAGAUGAACUCAAACAAAAGACAAAACUUCAGAGAAGUCGUUUAUGCUUUAGUUUAACUUCGCCACCAAUUCCAUUAGAGGAAGACAACACUGAGCCACUGUUUCAAUUGGAGUAUGAAAGGAAACCGUUCAGUUGUAACACCGAUUACCGUCUUGUCAUUAAGUCACGUUCAUUGGACAUUGUUUAUAACAUGGAAGUCAUCAAAUAUAUUUCCGAUUUCUUAUCAAAGCCUCACAUUCAAGGUGCACGAAAAAAACUUGAAGCUAUGAAGCACAAAACCAAAAUGGAAUUAAAGAAAAAUUGGGAACAUAUGAUUGAAGGUCGUUUGAGUGAAAGGAAAACUUGGAUGCUUGAAAUUGACAUUUCAGCUCCACAAAUUAUUUUUGCAGAGAACUUUGCCGAUCGGCAAGGAUCGUCGAUAGUUGUUGUUGACUUUGGUAGACUUCAAAUCAAUAAUGGAACACAAAAUCAAAGCAAAGAGAAUGUAGAACGAGAUGAGAGAAGCGCAAAUGUUAAUAAUGUCGAAAUUGAAGCAUCUUUAAAGGACAGUGAAGACGAAGAAAUGUUUAUGACUCCAUGUUCAACUCCACCUGGCUCGGAAAUUGAAAGUAGCGAAUCGCCAACAAUGGUUUCAGCAGCUUCCGAUAACUUUCAGUCGCCUUUAUCAAGUAACGUCAAACAGAAGCAAAAUUCGCCAAUAAAAGUCGAGUCAGAAUUAAAUGAAAGCAGUUUUUACUACAAAAUCUACGAUCGUUACAACAUCAACCUCACCGACCUUCAAAUUCUUGUGUGUAAAGGAAAGGAAAGAUGGAAUUUUGCUGCAAGCUCUAAAGGGACAUCAAACUUGCAUGUUCUCGAUCGUUUCAAUAUUUCAUUGCAACUUGAGAGACGAAUUGUUAACACAAACGAUCCACAAUAUCCGUCAUUGACACUUUGUGGCACAUUGCCAAAGCUUAAUGUCCACAUGAGCGAAUCGAAGAUUGGAUCUGUCAUUAAUAUGAUCAACAUUAUUUUUAAUAGCAACAUCGAGUCACCGUACAGAUCUCCGUCUUCGUCAUCGAACACAAACUCACCGAUUUCUGAAGAGAAACCGAUAAAAGAGACACCGAUCCAAGAACCUCAGCCGGAAGUGUCUAAACUCGUUUUGUUUCAAUUUUCGAUUGAUCAAAUGUCAUUAGAGAUUCAGUCAUGUGGAAGAAGUAUUGCGGAAUUGCAAGUGACGGGAGUGAAGGCAGGUUACACACAACGAUCAGCUGACACCAACAUAACACUUUCAGUUCAUGGCUUGCUUUUUGUUGAUGCCAUGCAAAGUUAUGGCCCCGAUUUUGAGCUUCUUGUUGCUAGUCAUCGACACGUUGGUAUGGAUAGUUUGUCUGGAAGUUUAAGACAAAGUGAACCAUGUUCGCCCUCGUCUCCUGCAUCACCUGAUCCUUCAAUAAACAUUCGACCAACAAGCCCGCUUUCCAUUUCAAGAGCAAUCAGUUCUCUGCAAAGAGUUGCUUCUCCCCCUCAUUGGAAUGCUCCAUUGGACGAUGUAGAUGCUUUGAUAACGAUCGAGAUAGUCCUAAUAGAAGCAGAGAAUGGAGGUGAUCGACUUCACAUUGCUAAUAUUCAAUUCAAUAAUCUCGGGAUUAUUGCGAACCAAGAGACGAUUGUGGAAUUGAUUGGAUUUGCGAAACGAGUUUUACCAAAGAAAAGCAGCAACAAAUCGAAUGUGUCGAAGAAUUUGUUUGAUGACAAAAAUCUUCCAUCAAAGAAAGAAAACGACAAACGUGUGAGAACUGAAAUCACUUUUGAUUUUCAUCGUUUAAAUGUUUUGAUUCUGCGAGCUGUGAUGCGAAAGAAUUUUUUAGUUGCGAGAAAAGUUGGAACUUUUACGAUGAGUGAUGCUCGGAUUCACGCAACAGUAGGAAAAGCUGUGAAGGUUGAAGGUUCGUUGGGAGGACUUCAAGUUCUUGACUUAACACCUGAAGGAGUUAAUCAUCAACGAAUCUUAUCAGUUGGCACAGAUCCACUCACUGAUCCACCAAAUGAAACUGUUGACUUGAUGACUUCGUAUUCUAAUGAAGUUUAUGGAAUCAAAACGAAAGAUAUCGAAGAACGACAAGCCUUGUCCUUUAAAAUCACCAGAAACUUAAAUGCCUGUGUUGAUAUCAAAAUAAGAAUGGGCUCGGUUUGGUUUACGCAUUGUGCAAGAUUCAUGCAAGAACUGAAUUGGUGUGCAACGGAAUUUAAACAUUACUUAAAAAAUCUGGCGAAGUCAAUUCGAGACAAAGCGACAGACAUGGCACUUGGAUUAGUUCAACCACGUCCAGGCGAUGUUGUGACAAGAAAUCCGCAAGAUGUUCUAAAUUCCCCAAGGCAUGCGCGUCGUCAUCGCACAAUUUCUCUGUCAAAACUUCAGGAGAAUUCAAUCGAUGGAACGACAACGAAAGUUAACAUUCUGAUUGAUGUUGUGUUGAAGACGCCGGUUUUAGUGAUGCCACGUUCAAGUAGCAGCUCUCAAGUGCUCGUGGCACAUUUGGGAAAGAUCACAAUCAGCAAUUGCAAAGAUGUGUCGAGUUGUGAAUUGUUAAAUGAGACGAUUACGAGUAUGAACGAAGAUAAUAUUCAUUUAAGCUUCAACAAUUCAAUGGCACAAGAUUUUCAAAGUGAUGAAAACAUUUUUGACAUUCAAGACGUUGAUGAAACUAUCAAAGUCUCAAGCGAAGAUUUUCGAAGCGACAUUUAUUCAAUUGACAUUCGCAACAUGAAUUUAUAUUCUUUAGACACGACAAAUCGAAAAGGUUUCCGACUUUCGGCAUUACCGCGUGCGGAAGAAUUUUAUUCUUGUCAAGAAGAUGCAAUUGCAAUUCUACAUGACACAGCAAUUCGAUUGGAGAUUUACCGGACACUUGAGGCAUCUGCUUGUAAUAAUGAUUCGACGGCAACAUCAUUUGUGAGUGUAUCGGAUGAAAAUCCGUCGGAAGACAAUAAUAUGGAUCAACUUAUUGUUAGUGGAAGCAUCAUAAAUCCUUUAAGAUUAUCACUCAAACGUCAGCAAUAUGAACAACUUUUAGAGACAAUCGAGAAUUGUUUUAAUGUUCCAAAUGAUAUUAUUCGACCACCAACUGAUCCAACAAUGUUCCCAACGCAAGACAACGAAUCAGAGUCUGCUGAAAAUUUUACAUUUGAUAGCAACCAAAAGUUUAAGAAAGUUUUCUUCUCGCAAGCGAGUCUUGAGAAACGAAAUCAGCAAGAAAUGCUACCAAAAGUUGUCUUUUCACUUCCAGUAUUCAUCAUCCAAUUGAACAAUAAUGAAAACUCGCCUGUCGUUGAGAUUUGCUUUCGUGACUUUAACGUUGAAUACGAGAAACAAAAUCGAUGGGAAACUAAUCUGCAAGUAGCGUUGCGAAGUGUCAUAAUGGAAGAUUUACUUCGAUCUAUCGACUCAAAGCAUCGAAUAAUGGUUUCAUCAGCAAAUGAAGAAUCGCAACGUCUUCAAACGCCUUUCUUAUCCAACUCAUGUCCCAAUCUUAUGGCAUUGUCUCAAAAUCCAUUGAAACUUUCAUCAUCUCUUCCUGAGACUCUCGAGACAUACAUUGGCGGCUUUCAACAAUACGAAAGAAGACAAAAGAACUUAAAAAUUGAAAAAUCAUUGAAUAUUCCUUCGUCUCGAAAUUGUCCUGGAACGCCACCACCAUCUCCCCAAGGCCGUAAAACCAGAGAAGACAAUCUUGUCAUCUAUUCGAGUGUCAUGGUUGAUCCUGGAUGCCCACAAUUUGAAAGCAAAUACAACUCCAAAACAACUAAAAGUUCAAUCGACUUCAAUUGUUUAAGCUUGAAUGUCUCAGUUGAAAGUUGGUUUGUUUUAUUAAACUUUUUUGGUUUAGUUUCUGAUGACAAUGAACCAACUGUGAGUAAAUCUGCAAGUUCAAAUGUUCAAGAAGAAGCUGACAUGAGUCAAAAGAAGUCAGAACUGGACAUCACAGUAAAAUCAUUGACAAUUGCUUUGGUUAAGCCUGAUUACGAGCUUGCAAAGGCGAAUGUGUCGAAUGUUCGUUUUGUAAUAUCAAAAGUUGGUCACAGCAAGACGGUUGAAGGAUCGUUAGGUUCGAUAUCGCUUUACGAUUUGACAUCGCAUGGAAGUAUUUAUCGUGAGAAAUUCCUCACUCAUGGCAAUGAAGCUUUGAACUUUUUAUAUACACGUGAAAAUCCAAAACCACCAGCAACGAGUGGGAAAAGAAGUUUGAAGAAAGACGCACAAUUAAACAUCAAAAUGUCUUCAGUUCGUUAUGUUCACACAAAAAGAUUUGUGAUGGAAAUACAAACGUUCUUUAAAAAUUUGUUCAAACUGCAAAUGCCUGUCAUUCGAAAAAUGAAGACAAAUGAUAUAAGACAAUUGGAACAACAUCGUCCUAUGCAGUUAGGGCUUGAAAUUUAUGCUGAGUCGCCUUUAAUUCUUCUUCCGAUGACUUCACAAAGUGAAAAGUUAGUUGUUGCUAAUCUUGGUGAAUUUCGUUUGAGAAAUGAAUUUAAAAUGUCGAAUGAUCGUGAGACGAUAAGUGUUCGAAGAGAAAAGUAUGGAUCGAUUGAAAUUUUGGAUGUGAUGAUGGUGGAUCUUCUUCAUACUGACCUCUUUGCUGGUUAUCGCGUACAGAAGAUUGAAGAGAGUCGUUUAGAUGGACAAUUUGAUGACGAAAGUCUAAAUUGCAUCGACAUGGGAACAUAUUUGCUUUAUAAAAGCGGUCCGAGUUUAUUAAAAGACAAAUGUCACUUGAAAUUACAAAUUGAACGGAACUUGGACUCGUGGAGAAGUCACAAUGUCGAUGACAUUAGCGUCCAUGGAACGUUGUCUAAACUUGAAGCUGAAUUGGAUCUUCAACAAUACAAACUCAUUCGUGGCUUUUUAUCUUACAAUCUUGGAGAAGAAAUCGACGAUGUUUAUGAGUCGUCAGUGUUGUCAAAUGUUUAUGACAGCACGAUGAGUUUAAAUUCAAGUCACGUUAACAACGACUCGGAGAAUAUUUUGUGGAAUAAUUUGUCGAUAACUUUAGAUCUUCAGAAUGUCUCAGUGUCAUUGAAAGAGUCAUCAGAUGUGGGAAGUGUCGCAUGUGUUAAUUUCAUUAAAUCCACAUUGAAAGUUGACUCAAAGAGCGACGGUUCACAAGAUAUCGAUCUUAUAUCGCAAGAAAUCCUGAUAACUGACACAAGAUCAAUGGGAAAUGUUUUCACGAAUAUUUUACAGCCAAUAACUGAUCAUGGUGCAAUAAUUCAAGCAGAAAUUCACAGCCGAAAACGACAAGAUAACACACAAUUCACAAUCCUUCUUAAUAACAUGAGAUUGAUGAUGAUUCUUGACUGGCUGGAGUUGACACGAGAUUUCAUUCUUCAAAAUGAANACAAAUGGCUGUCCUCGUCUAAUAAGUCGUCUAUAUUUGUCGUUGUUUUAUUCAACAGGAAGACGGAAAAAAGAAAAAAAUGUCAAAGUCAAGACGUAACGACUUUUGUUGCGUCAGCUCAUUCGUGUCAAGAAGUCACAAUGUCGAUGACAUUCGCGUUCAUGGAACCUUGUCGAAACUUGAAGCUGAAUUGGAUUUUCAACAAUACAAACUUAUUCGCGACUUUUUACCUUACAAUCUUGGAGAAGAAAUCGACGAUGUUUAUGAGUCGUCAGUCAAAUACUUAUGAGAGCACGAUGAGUUUAAAUUCAAGUCACGUUAACAACGACUGGGAGAAUAUUUUGUGGAAUAAUUUGUCGAUAACUUUAGAUCUUCAGAAUGUCUCAGUGUCAUUGAAAGAGUCAACAGAUGUGGGAAGUGUCGCAUGUGUUAAUUUCAUUAAAUCGACAUUGAAAAUUGAUUCAAAGAGCGACGGUUCACAAGAUAUCGAUCUUAUAUCACAAGAAAUCCUGAUAACUGACACAAGAUCAAUGGGAAAUGUUUUCACGAAUAUUUUCCAGCCAAUAACUGAUCAUGGUGCAAUAAUUCAAGCAGAAAUUCACAGCCGAAAACGACAAGAUAACACACAAUUCACAAUCCUUCUUAAUAACAUGAGAUUGAUGAUGAUUCUUGACUGGCUGGAGUUGACACGAGAUUUCAUUCUUCAAAAUGAAGAUCAACCGCAACAAUUAUCAAUAGGGAAUAACCGAAAAGAAACAACUGUGAACAAUGGGCAAACAUUUGAGUUGAAACUGAACAUCACUGACUCAGAGUUGGUGUUCGUUGAGUGUACAGAUCGUCUUGAUUCAAAUGCUGUGAUUCUAAAAUCAACAACAGUUCUUAAUUAUCGCCCUCACGAAGUCAACAAAAGCAUGUCAAUAAAUUUAAACAACAUCGAAGUUUUCAGUUGUUUAUUAAAUGCAGAAGAAGCGACAGCAUUGUCAAUCAUUGACCCAGUCACAAUAAACAUGGAAAUUCGUCGUGGAACGUUAGGAAUCCAUCUUCACAAGCAACUUCUUAUUCGUCUCUCUUAUCACGAUGUCAAAAUGUUUCAACGAAUGCUUCAAUCACUCCCACAACAAACAAGACAAGCAAGAACACGUCGCAGUGGCUCUGAUUGUGUUCAAAUCAAUUCAAAUAAUGAAUGCAACGAUGAAAGUAAUUUCAAUAAAUUACAAAGUCUUGGAUUUAAACUUGAUGAUUGUAAAGUUGCUCUUGAAAUAUCUGAUAAUCAACUUGAUGAAGCAGCUUUAUGGUUGACACAGAAUGCUGAACCCUUGAAGAGUCCACUAUAUCUUCAAACUUCUCAAAACGACGAAAGUCCUUUGAAUGUGAGUACAGUUGAAGUGAAAGCAAACAGAAUUUCGUUCUGCAUUAUUGACGAUUGUAAAGAUGCUGAUGUUCCAUUACUGGAAUUGUCACUCACUCACAUGGAACUAUCACAAGAUGUUAACUUCAACGAUCGUUCAUUGCUGAGUGGAAAUAUUCGCGAAGGACAUUUAAAAACAGUUUUUGCUUCAGAUUAUUAUAAUCGUGCUCUGAGUGGUUGGGAGCCGAUUGUUGAACCAUGGAAAUGUGAAGCUAAUUGGACGUUCAAUUUAGCACAACUGCCAACACAUCAAUCGAGAUUAAAUUUAAAAAUAAAAAGCAAUGAAGUGUUGCGAUUAAACAUGACAAGCACGCUGAUGGAUAUUUAUCAAAUUGUAAAAGAUAAUUGGAUUCAAGACUUCUAUUCAGCGACAUCAUCAACGACAGUUCAUAGAAGUCCCUUCGUUCCAUUUGCGAUUAAAAAUGAGACAGGAAUGAAGCUUUUCUUCACAACAUUCUUAGCUGUUCCUGGCAGCAAUAAUAAUAUGAGAAGUUCUGAUUUCACAACGAAGCGAUCUUCUGCUAAAGAAUGGCGAACAGUUCAUGAAGGAGAAGUUAUCACAUUUAGUUUCCAACAAACGCAAACGAAACAACGUCACAUUGAUUCACAUAAAUCAAAUCUUCAUCAAAUUGCAGUUCGUGUUGAAGGUUGGGCAGAAGUUGGCCCUGUGUCAGUUGACAAAGUUGGAGUGUUUUUCCGUCACGCAGGUCCUGAAAUUGUCGACAAUUAUUCAACAACACCAAAAGCUAGACUCGUCUUUGCAGUGACACUUGAAGGUUCUGCUCAGAAAUUGAUUACUGUCCGAUCGGCAUUGAAGUUUAUUAACAAAUUAGAUCAUCCAGUGUUGAUGAAAAUGGAACAUUUAUUCGGCCAUUUAAACAUCAGAUCGUGGCCUCCGUCAAAAACUGUUAUUGUGAAUACUAAUGAAAGCUAUUCAGUGCCUUUAAGUCAUGUUCAUGCUUUCUUUUAUGUCAAGCCGUUGCCAAUACAAUUUCGUCUCGAUGAAAUCACUUCCAAUGAAACGGGAAACGCGUCAAGAAUUGAAAAGUUUGAUGGUCACGAAUAUUGGAAUCGAUUUGGAAAGUUUUGUGAUGGCGGAGCGUUGGGAAAUUUUCAAUUCACUGAGAAGUCAAUUCAUUGGAAAGACGUUGUGGAUCCACAUGAAAUUCAUCAAGAAAUGCGAACAUGUUGCAGCAUCACAAACAAACUUUAUAAAUUAGUUUUCGCAAUUCAAAAGGAAGCAUAUCCAAGUAAAGAGAAUAUUUUACUUCCUGGUCAUUCGAUAACACUUUGGCCACCACUUCGGCUUCACAAUUUACUUCCAUGUGAUCUUUUAUUUAAAUUACCGACUGGUUCUCAAGGAAGAAUUUCAUCAACAAACACUGCAAACAUUCACGAAGUAGAUCUUGAACAAGCACUAGAAAUUACAAUAACUUUGGAUUCAUUUUCUGGUGCUGGAAACAUUUGCGUUCAACCUGGCGUGACUGGCGUUGGAGAUGUUGAGGUGAAGUUAACAGAUGUGAAUGGAAGAAUUCUUGUAUUGCGUGCUUUGAUUCAAGUUAUUCGCGGAAAUGGAAUGCAAGUUUCUAUUUCGGCACCCUUCUGGCUUGUCAAUCGUACGGGACUUCCAUUAGUGUUCAAACAAGAGGGUGUUAGUAGCGAAUGUGCCGGUCAAUUCUUAGAGAAUGAACAAGCAAGGUUAGUGUCUCCAUUGAUGUUCUCGUUUAGUGAUCCCGACAGUUCACUGGCACUCACUGUUCGAUUGGGAAAACGUUAUGGUGUGAACUUACCUUGGUGUCAACCAUUCAAUUUGUACAAAGACACUCUUCAUCGUCAACUCAAAUCUAAUACAACAAAUGAAACUUUUGUGAUAGGAAUUGAAGUAAGACGGGGUCGUGGACGUUAUUCACAAACCAGCAUCGUUACUUUCUCGCCACGGUUUCAACUUUACAAUCGAAGUGCUUACAAACUUCAAUUUGCUCAAAAAUGUUUCGCUACAAUUCUAACUGAUUCAAUGUCUCAAUCUACAUUUAUUGAAGCUGUGCCUGGUUGUCAUUUACCAUUUCAUUGGCCACGUCUUGAUAAAGACCAAGAGUUGUGUGUGAGAAUUCCUGAAGUUGAAGAUUGUCUGUGGUCAAGUGGAAUUCCAAUUCACGAGACGCAAUCGUUAUACAUUAAUGUACGAGACAUAAAUGGUAACAUGAACUUCUUGAGACUUGAAAUCAUCCUUCAGGGUGCAACUUAUUACAUGCUUUUCGGAAAUGCUGAAGUUCUUCCCCCACCAAUAAGAAUUGACAAUUAUAGCGAAGUUCCAAUAAAGUUUUUUCAAAAUAAUGGUCGAAAUUUAAUCAAAACAACAGUUCGACCGCAUUCGUCGAUGUCUUAUGUGUUGGACGAGAUUAAUGGAUCACAAUCAAUAUGUUUAGAAGCUCCUGGUGGUGAUACGUGUAAAUGUCCCCUUUUUGAUUUUGAAAGUGACCGAUUAACAUACGAAAACUUCAUUUACAUUGCGUUUACACAAACUUUUGAGAAUAUUUCGAAUUAUAGCGUUGAUUACGACGAAUAUGAUGUGAAAUCUCAACAACUUGUGCUUGGAGUUGUGGGGAAUAAAGUUGUGUUAGUUAAAAAGCAAACUGGAGAUCGAUCGCAGUUGUGGCGAAUGAAUAAUGAGAAGCAAUUGGAACACGAAGGAUCAUCGCCUCCGUCAGAGCCAGGGAAAAAGGCUCAAAGAUUUGUUUUGGAUUUAGAGAAACCACCACAACCAUUACAACAAAUUCAACUUGUGGUUCGACCAGCAAACCAUCAGCGACGAUCCACCCAAACUUGGUACUUCACCGAAGACGGAAGAUUGAUGUGCGAACAUACGAGUAUGUGUGUUCAACCAAAAAAUGGUUUCUUUGGUUUGAGAUGCGGUACUGAUGCCGUGUUAGGGUUAAUUGUGAGAGACACAAAGAUAAUCAACAAUGUUGGAGUACCGCUCGAACAAGCAAUUGAGAGACAAAAGCUUCGUCCGGGAUCGGGAUGUUUGUCAAUUAAUUUUCGCAUGGAUGGACCUAUAAAAACUCUUCAAAUUAAAGAUGUAAAGUGUCAAUCAGACUUAUCUCAACUUGCUGUCGAUCCACGAUGGCGACAUGUUUCGCACAUUUUACCAAACUCAGGAAAUUAUCAAGCUGAAGAUUCAAACACAAAAACUCGUAACUCAAUUGAUGAAUAUCACAUUGAAUUAAGCUUAAUAAAAGGAAUUGGUGUAUCGCUAGUAUCUCGACGACCUUGUGAAGAGUUGGCUUAUAUUUCAUUUGAAGACAUUCAUACAGAGAUCAUCGAUACGCCAGUAGUUAAAUCACUCGACCUGAGUGUUCGUGAUGUUCAAAUUGAUAAUCAAUUGUUUGAAACGACAUGCCCAAUAUUUUUAUAUACAAUCAAAAAUUCAUCUUUGAAUGAUCCAAUCGACGAGAAAUUACCAGUGCUUCAGCUGAAUGUGAAGAUUCUCUCAAGUCCCAAUAAGAAUGCAAUAAUUUUUGAGCAUUUAAUAUUAAGUCUACGACCACUGGCAGUGUUUCUUGAAGAACGAUUGUUAUUGAGGUCAGCAGAUUUCUUCAGAUUAGGUAAAAAUACGACAGAUCCGGCAACACUCCCCGAUGAAUCUGACUAUGAAGCACAAAGAAUUGUGUCACGAAUAUUGGCAGCAAAUGCAAAACGUUUCUAUUUUGGAGAUCUUUCAAUUGUUCCAAGUCAAAUUCGUUUGAGUUCAAUCACUGCAUCAAAGAUUCCACCACAUUUAGCAGAAAUCAAAAAGUCACUUGGACUGACCUUAAUUAAGUUCGAAGACGCUGUCGUAACAUUUGAUAAGUUCUGUGAUAAACAUCAUUUGGAGACACUCGAUCUUUACUGGGCAGCUAUUAAGACACACUACAAACAAGAAUUGAUGUGGCAUGCUGCAAAGAUUCUUGGAUCUGUUGAUUUCCUUGGCAACCCACUCGGUUUCGCUAACGAUCUUAGUGAAGGAGUUAGUAGUCUUUUGAAAGAAGGGAAUAUCAAGUCAUUGGUUAAAAAUGUAACUCAUGGCAUCAGUAAUUCAACUGCAAAACUUACGGGGACACUCUCUGAUGGCUUGGGUCGUGUUGUUCUCGACGAUCAAUUUUCAGAAGCGAGACAAAGAAUGCUUGAAGUGAGUGCAACAGCAGGUGCAAAUUCAACUGGCGAUCAUCUUGUGGCGGGAUUGAAAGGUUUCGGGUUUGGUUUACUUGGUGGUGUCACAUCAAUUGUCAAACAUACUUACAACGGAGUUCAAUCUGAUGGAUUUCCAGGACUUAUUUCAGGUCUAGGAAAAGGAAUAGUUGGAACAGUUACAAAGCCAGUAAUUGGUGUUCUUGAUCUUGCCAGUGAGACAGCAAAUGCCGUCCGAGAGACAAGCAAAAGUUUGCAUAGAAUUCUUCCAGAUCGCAAGCGACCACCACGUUGUGUGACUGGAGCUCCGGGAGGUUUACUUCCACCUUAUUCAUCUCUCAACAGCAAGGGCCAACAACAUUUGUUUUCAAUCAACAAGAGAGAUUUCAAUGAAAAAUUCAUGGCUUACGAGCCUUGUUUGCUGGAAUCUAAAGAUUCAAAGCUUCGUCUUCUUGUCAGCACAGAAAACAUUUGGGCUUUCUCAAAAUCAGAUGACAUGCCAAUGGUCAUUUUUUGUUAUAAAUUAUCAGAACUCAUCACUUGUAAACAUAUUGAAGUUGAUUCCAACUCAACCUCGUCGUCAUCCUCAACACAUUCCAAGAGUAACAAGUUCCAUUACAUAGAAUUGUGUCUUUCAUCGCCAUCGAAAAUUUCCUUAACACCAAGUGCACCCGAAGCAGUUAAAAGACCGAGGGUUAAAUGCCAGAAUGAAGAAAUUGCCAAAAAGGCAGAACGUCAUAUAAACUACGCUAAAAGCGUCUACGACGAACGAGAACAUGCGCUAAUCGAUUCUGUGAUAUAAAAACCGUCAACCAUUGAUUAAAACAUUUAAAAACCCUUAAAUGAGAUAUUGACAAAUGGAAAUUUUUCUUAAUUUAAGAAACCAAAUUUUAUGAGGAAUUGAAUGAAAUGAAGUCGUUUCUUUAUUAAAACCAAGGUCAAAUUUUAAGUUAAUGUUAAGAGCUAAAAACAAACCAAAAUCUUUUGAUCGAAACGCCAAGUGAUAUCGCUCUCCGUAUAAAUAUUUACAUAAACAAACAAACAAACACACACACUUAAAUAAUUUUAAUUGAAACAUUAAUCAAAGACACUUUGAUAAGGCACACCUCCUAAUCAUCAUAUUUAUAAUUAAAUUCUACUUUAUCAAUCAAAUGAUAGAAAUUUAUGAGAUUUCCUUUUGUUUCUUAAAAAAAAUAAAUAAAAAUAUGCAAAUGUUUAAUUUAAAA